Ceraceosorus bombacis is the source of this 1941-nucleotide messenger RNA. The record is from the annotation of a GenBank genome assembly. NCBI's taxonomy places the organism in Eukaryota, Fungi, Basidiomycota, Exobasidiomycetes, Ceraceosorales, Ceraceosoraceae.
AUGAAAGGCGCCCUGUCUGGCAUCUCGGUCAACCCGAGUGCAGUGGCCAUCACGUUGCUCACGCUAUCCGUAGCGCUGUGGCUGCCCAACUCGCUGGUCCUCCCAUUCAGACCAACCGGACCCAUCUUUUCACGACCGCCAGAUGUCUUACCGGCUCUUCUGGCACCGGUCGUUCCACCGGAAGGCUUCUUUGCUUCGCUAGCCAGAAUAUUGCAAAUCGCCGUGCUUGCCAUCUCCAUCGCGCCCAGGAAUCCCGUCCUUCUCACUAUGGGUGGUAUUUGGACCGUAUGGUGCUUGACAGCGGCUAUGAGGUGUCUGCUGGGAUUCCUGCUUGGGAGAGCCGUGGGAUGGGCGGCGCCUUCCUUCUUCAAUCAUCUAGCGGUGUACGAGACGAGCACGGGAAUUGGCCCUGUACUGGUCGCCAUCGACGCGGCCACCGUUCUGCUGCAGCGCUUGCCUUCCGAUGUCUCGCCCAUACCAAGCGCAUCUUCAGUCCCUCCGGCAUCUUCCAGACCAUCCAUUGCUAUCCACACGCUCAUCGGAGUCAUUUCUUGCAUACUGGAUGGCGCCCCCUGGACGUAUGCAAGCGGUGCCGCAGUAGGAUUCUUUGUUGCUAUAGCAUACGUUGUAGCAGAAAGCGUCACGGGAGGACCAAUUUACAGGCCGUCGGGUGAGGGACCGGUUCCCCUGCACCUGCUAGAGGACGAAGAGGAAGAAGGCAACAGCUCGACAGCCGCAAAUGGGAGUGGUCGUCGAGGCAACCUGUACGGUGCCGGGGGUCAUUAUGGCAGCGACAGCGUCCCGCCAAGCCGAGUUGCGCUCGUUCAAGCAGCUUUCUGGAGAGGCGCAGCGCAUGUGCUCGUAUCCUUACUCCUCGUCAUCGUGGCAACCAAGACCUCUGGCUGGUUGCCAAAUCUCUCUCAGCUAGGGUCGCCUCCACCGAGUGCCAGACCGCUGCUGGACAUCGUCUUGCUCACCAGUCCACGUCCCCGUGACGAGAAGGGAAUCGCACCUAUGUUAAUCAAUACCACCGACUCGUUCUUUGGUGCAAUUUCACCCGCAGCAAGUCCGCUGAUCGCACCUCGGGUAUCAGUCUUUACGCACUUCAGCUCGAAAGAACACCCAGCAUUCGACGUAGCCAAAGCCCACUUUGACGCGCACCCGAGACCCGAGCUUGGAGAGCGCGCUUCAAAAGUGGUGUUUUAUAGAGAUAGCGACUCGCACGCAGAUGUCAGGUUGGGCCAUCAUUUGCAUUUGGCCGAGCUUCUGAGAUGGUCAUGGGAAAGGGAAGGCUCAUCAGAAUGGGUCUUGGUUGCCGAAGACGAUUUCCCAGUGAGUGCCACACGUGUGCGAUCCUCCUUGUGCGCAGAUCGAGCGGCUUAUUCUUGACCUCUCUAUGAUCCAGGUAUGCGGAGAUUGGGGCUGGAGAGGGAUAGAAGGGGUCAUUGCAGAGCUCGAGCUUCAGCGUCGGCCUUGGGUCGAUCUGCGAGCAUCAGGCGCUGCUGAAGGAGUUUCGCACGCAGGCCCCCCUCUCGCCGGCUGGGUGGGUGCAGGCGGCUCAGGGCUCAUCCUGCAUCGAAGUUUGAUGCCAAUUGCCGAGCGCUUGCUGCGCCUCUAUGCCACUUCGGACGGAAGGAGACCUUUGGCACCUCUGCCGGCUGAUCUUGUCGUGCAACAGUGCAUGUCUGGAGAGAUCAGUCUUUGUGGCAAAGACAGAGGAAUGAUCAUUAGCAGCAGAAUGCUCAUGGGUCAUGUGGGAAGUGGAAAUUCUGCUUUGGGCCACAAUACUCCGGGAUCGAGAUGGCGUUGUCGCUGGCGGUGAGUGGAAAAGUCGCGAUGCGUGGGAAACUGACCUUGCUGCAAAUUUUUGAUCCUCGCUGCUCAUCUCUUAGGCACCCAUCGCACGGCCUGCCCUACGUUAAAAUGGUGUUGGACGUGUAG